Molecule: messenger RNA, 355 nt
Organism: Prorocentrum cordatum
Lineage: Eukaryota; Dinophyceae; Prorocentrales; Prorocentraceae
Source: the annotation of a GenBank genome assembly
ACACCGUAUCGACCACUGGAACACGACCUGCGCCGAGCUCACGGCGUGGCUUCAUCGGGCGAUACAGCGUGCCCGAGCGCGCCGCAUGAUAGUGGUGGGAGCUGAUGCGAAUUCCGCGUUCGGACGACGCAGUGGGCCCAACGGCGCCCCGACCACGACGCGCGACGACGUGCACGUCGGCCCGUUCGCGAACAGCUACGAGAACGGGGUGAGUGCCGCUCUGUGGCGCAUGAUGAGCAUGGAAGGCUUGGGCGCGAUAGACACCUUUUAUGACACGGGGCCAACUUACUUCGGGGCCGAAGCUCACAUCACCUCGCAUCCUGACCACCUGUGGGGACCGUGCGACGCUGUGCAG